Striga asiatica is the source of this 1653-nucleotide messenger RNA. NCBI's taxonomy places the organism in Eukaryota, Viridiplantae, Streptophyta, Magnoliopsida, Lamiales, Orobanchaceae. The record is from the annotation of a GenBank genome assembly.
AUGCCACAGGAUAAGAGGCAUCGUCGUCUUUGGCCAAAAGAGUGUCAAACAAGAUCUGUGAGGGAGGUGCAGAAGUGGCGAAAAUUUCACAGCGGACCUGCGACUUCUCUACUAACCAUGGACAUAGAAUCUGAAGAGGCGCUAGUACUGUUGCUCGUUGAGGACAUAAUAAAUCUACGUAAUUUGUGUCUUCUGCUUGCGUACGUUUACAUUAAGCUGGUGGUUCAACCAAGACAACAUCGUAGAGUUAGACAACAUGCAUUGAACAACUUCGCAUGGAUCGAAGUUGCUUUGGGCGUUUAUGCUACUUGUUGGCGGCCUGCAGAACACCAGAGAUAUUCAAAUAACAAAUUCUUCCACAAUGUACUUCAAGUCGUCUUGCGCUUGCACACCAUCCUCGUUGUCGGAAGUAGCCCUGUAACCGAUUCAUGCACAGAUUGGAGAUGGAGAUGGUUUAAGGGAUGCUUGGGAGCGUUGGAUGGAACCUAUGUUCCCGUGCGUGUUCCUGUACUCCUACACCCACAAUAUCGAAACAGAAAAGAUUGUAGGAUUUUACGAGACUUCGUUCACCGAGAAGGGGGUCUUCGUGUACUAACUGGGAACUAUUACCUCUGCGAUGCCGGCAACACAAACGGUCCGGAAUUCUUGGCUUCAUAUAGGGGUGUGCGGUAUCACUUACAUGAGUUUGGUGAGGUGAUGGAAUCCACCGGUAGUGGGGGACGCAAUUCACAGGCCAACGGACAACGUCGAGUUUGGUAUUUAGACGAGGAAAGUGCAUUAAUUCAAGGUUUGUGCGAUCUUGUUUCGCGGGCCUGGAAAUGCGACAACAGAUUUCGCUCAGGAUACACCAACAUAUUAGAGCAACAUAUGGCCCAAUAUUUCCCAGGUACUAACAUAAAAGUCAAACCACACAUAUCAUCAAAGAUUACGGUUUGGAAAAAGCAUUAUGGUCAGAUAUUGGGAAUGCUUGGAAGUUCGGGUUUCGAAUGGAGUGAAACGGGAAACAUGAUUGUUGUGAAGGAUGAUGCCGUUUGGCAAGCCUACAUCAAGGCUAAUCCAAAGGCCAAGACAAUGUGUUAUAAAUCUUGGCCCUUUUAUGGUGAUUGGGUGGAAAUAUUUGGCAAGGACCGGGCUACGGGAGAGGGGGCACAAGGUUUCACUGACGCGGUUAAUGGUGUGUUACAUAAAACAAACGUCCAUGCACCUAGCCCUAUCCUAACUGAAGACUUCCCGGAACAUUGUGACGACCCUGAAAUAACAUGGACUCUUUUUCGGCCCAAGCGGGUGAGAGUAGUGCAUCCGUGUGCUCAAACGGACGACGUAUACAUGGCACCCGUCCUGAAAUUGUUUUGGUUCGGACUCUCCCAUCAGUUAUCGGAGCUUAUGCAGAAGGACUUUUCGUGGAUGAAGCUGUGGAACUUAAGCGUGGCUGCACAAUGGGACAUCGAGAGUAACCCAGGUCAGACUUUGCAGAAUCCAAUUUGUCUAGAUGAUACUAACUCUGAUGUGUUGUUGGAAGAUAUCAUGGAGGAUGAUUUUGAAGUCCAGCAGCAAGUUCAAAGCCCAAUCCAAGAAGAUCCACUUCCUAUGGGACCGAAUGAUAUGGAUGACGAUCAUGAGUCGGAUGUGGACUCAUGCGUCGACUCCAACUAA